UCUAAGCUUAGGGUCAUUCUUAAAUGACUAUUUUACACUAGCUUUACAACCUCUUAUAUACAGUAAUAUACAGUUCAAUUACAAGGCAAGCACAUUCAGCCAAACCAGAAUCUGCAACCCCUUUCUAUAAUAUAUAUAUAUAUAUAUAAAAAUAUAACAAGGAAAGCUAUGGAUUAAACAAUAGUCUGAAACCCUGACAAUGUAUUGAAGACAUAUGACUUGUAAUUUUGCGUCAAUGCAGUCUGAGACAAAACGAUGAGGGAGAGAGAGAGACGGAGAGAGAGAGAACACAGGUGAGGAAGCACGCGUUGGCAGACAGUCAAGCCUACAGCUGAUUCUAUACAUUUUCAGCACUAUGGACAGUUCCAUUCUGCAGCGCGAGCAGACAGAGCGGGUAUAAAUGGUUGCUUAGCCUGCACACCAACACAGCUUAGUAUACUGAGGCAAUAUGAGCCACAGAAUGGACUAUCAUUCGGGUUCUCCGCAUAGGGGAGCUCAAGCUGAGUAUUGCUGCUAUCAACCCAAACUGACCGGAUCCCCCUCUGCAUCCAGGACCGUUGGCUUUGAGUCGACUACCGCAUACAUGAACAGAGGAUAUGCGACGAUGCUGAAGAGUGAAUUCGGAUCCGUUCCGAGAUCAUCGGAGAGCCGUUUAAAUUUUUCAGACCCAUUUACCGGGGUGUUGACGAAAAUGAAUGAGAAAGAACUGCUCCAUGGGCUGAACGACCGUUUCGCCGGAUUCAUAGAGAAGGUGCGUCAAUUGGAGCAUCAAAAUGAAUUGUUUGAGAGGGAAAUCGAGGAAAUCAAACUAAAGGCACAGUCCCCUGCGUCUCUGGCCCAGGAGCACGAGCUGGAACUUAUGGACCUGAGGAACCUAGUUCAUGACAUCACCCUUCAGAAGCGUCAAAUCGAGAUAGAGCAUCAGAACCUGGAGGAAGAUUUCCUCACCUUGAGAGACAAGUACGAGCAGGAGGCACGUGACCGCUCGGAUGCAGAGAACGGCAUCCUUGUGCUGAAAAAGGACGCCAACGAUGCAUACCUCGCCAAACUUCAGUUGGACAAGAAAGCGCAGUCUCUGGUGGACGAGAUCCACUUCCUGAAGAAGAACCAUGAGGACGAGAUAUCAGAAAUGGUGGCCCAGAUCCAAGAGGCUCAAGUAACGGUCAAGGCGCAUGACUUUGGCAAACCUGACAUCACAGAGGCUCUCCGGGACAUCCGUGUGCAGUUAGAAGGUCACUCCAACAUUCAGCAGGCCGAGGAGGGCUUCCGUGUCCAGUUCGCAAAGUUAACCAAAGCGGCAGAGAGCAACAGAGAGGCGUUGAAGGCGACCCAGCAGGAGAUCCAGGAGAAUAGAAGGCGCCUGCAGGGGAAAACAAUUGAACUGGAAUGUGGGAAAGGAAUCAGAGAGGCCCUGGAAAAACAACUGCAAGACCUGGAGGAGCGUCACUAUGCGGAAAUGAUUCAUUACCAGGUAGACUGUGGUUUAUUUUGUACCUCUAACAAUUGUAAGUAAACAAACACAUUUUUAUGAUUCAUAUUUGUAUUCAGGGCUAUGUUGUAGGUGUAGGCCACAAAUAUAGGCCCCAUGUGAACUGUAUCAUUAUUGGAAUAUAAUUUCCUCAUAUAGGCCUAUAGGGGUAGAACACUAUUUCUCCCCUUAAUUUCUCCUUGUUGUCAUACCAACCAAAGUGGCUGGUUGACCCUAUUAUUGACACUACUUGUGUGCUUUUCUGUCCAGGACACUAUCAGGCAGCUGGAUAAUGAGGUGACCAAUGCUAAACUAGACAUGUCUGGCUACCUGAGAGAGUACAAGGACCUGCUGAAUGUCAAAAUGGCUUUGGAUGUGGAGAUUCUCUC
This is a messenger RNA of Salmo salar (Atlantic salmon), 1857 nucleotides long. The record is from RefSeq and is a predicted model, not a curated record. NCBI's taxonomy places the organism in Eukaryota, Metazoa, Chordata, Actinopteri, Salmoniformes, Salmonidae.